Messenger RNA from Yamadazyma jaroonii, 1158 nucleotides. The record is from the annotation of a GenBank genome assembly. Lineage: Eukaryota; Fungi; Ascomycota; Pichiomycetes; Serinales; Debaryomycetaceae.
AUGAUCGAGAACUUCCAGGGUUUGGACGUUAGGUUCCUUUUAGUAUUCUUUGUUGGAAUUGCUGGUUAUUUGGGAUUUUCCACCUACAGUAAGAAGACCCCUGUCAAGAAAUCAGGUUUUUAUGAGAAAGUAGAUAAGAAUUCCUAUAAACCCCCAGUAAUUAAAUCAGUCGAUCCAGAUUUUAAAUGGGAAGAAACAGAAUCUGUAAAAUCUUAUCCUUUUAAGAAUGCUGCCUACAAGUUGACUAUGUCCAUCGGUAAACUUGACCCUCAAGACUGGUUAUUAAUGGAACCAACUUAUAAGAAGACCAUUGGUGUCAAGACCCAAAUCAUUAACAAUGUCCACCCUGAUUAUCCUGAUAGAGACUUAAGAAGUUGUACAUUAUUUGCGUUACCAGAAUGUGUUCCUGCUAUCAAUGAAUUUUAUGAUAUUGUUGUCAACUAUAUGUGUGAUAAAUAUCCUAUGUAUUUCAAGAAAGAAGGUGAUAAGAUUUAUAAUUCAGUCACCAAAGAAUACGUUCCAGCUUCAAGUGAUGGUGUUGAUGCAGAAAAGUUAUUAUCUUCAUUAGUUGGUACUAUUGAAGAAGAUUUCAUUAUUUUAAUGAAAGAUCCAACUUCUGAUAGUGAUGAAUAUUUCUUUAAAGGAGGAGUAUUUGCCUUUGCUGCUGGAUUUAAUCCUUCAACUAAAAUCAACACUCCUUUAACUUCUAUCCAUUUACCUAUCCCAGGAUACGAAGAGAAAUUAAAGGUUUCUAUGAAUAGAUUCUUCAAUAGAUUGCAAAUUGGUCAAUUUGUUACUAGAAGUAAUUUCUCCAUUCAAACUCAUAACUUGUAUUAUGUUGAUGAUAGAAAUAAAGGUCAUAACAGACCAAACGAAGAACAAAUAUCUAUUCCAGAAGAAGAACUUGAUUUCGAUAAACAAGUCCAUUAUAGAAGUGAAAGACAAGUUCUUACCAGAUUACCUAAAACGGAAGCCAUUGUUUUCACUAUCCGUACCUAUUUACAUCCAAUGAGUGAAAUUAGAAACGAAGGUGAAGAAGUGUGUGAAAGAUUAAUUGGAGCCAUUAAUGGGUUACCUAGAGAGAUUUUCUUAUAUAAAGCAGCAGGUGAAUGGGCUGAAGGGGUUAAGAGUUAUCUCCUGAAGUAUAAGAAAUCAUGA